AUGAAUAAUAAACCACCAACAUUCCCCGAGAAAAAGAAAGCAUUAAGUGCAAAUUCUCUUCCGAAACCAGCCAGAAGACGAACUGCAUUUACAGAGAAGGCCAUACACGACUACGACAACAACCCAUUCUUAACCAAAUCACACAUUACAAAAAUGGAAGCUGAGACUUCUAAACAGCCUACUUUACCACAAAAAGACAAUAACAAUAAUAACGUGGAAAGAAAUGUAUCCCCUAUUCCUACGGCUUCGACGAUUCGUGAGGUUCCAUCACGUUAUAUGCAGUCACUUUCGACGCAAAAUCAUCAACAAAAACAGCAAUCAACAGGAAUCUCCAACAAAAAAAAUCUAAAUGAAAAUACAUUAAGAUCUUCAAAAUCAAAGGAAGCCACAAAUCCUGUCUCUGGUGUUGCCGCUGUCACUCACCGUGGACUUUUUAAUUCGCGUUCGACUUUGUCUUCUGUUGAGAUAGCAAAAACAUCCUUGGCAAAGAAGCGGGAGGAUACUUUGAGAUCUCUUAAUGCUAUGAAGAAAGCAGCAAAAGACACAGCGGGCUCAGAAACCGCAAAAAAACAAUCAAGUCUCUCCUCUCAGUCUUCUGCACCAACUAAUAAUUUCAAGGCUUCGCAGUCGUUUGAGUGUCAGAAACAGGCUGUGGAGGCUCAGUUAUUAGAAGCAUGGGAACUUUUUUUACAAAAACAAAAAGAAUUCGAUGAGGCAAAACGAAGAUUUGAAUUGGCGCAAGAGAUGCUCUUGUUACAAGAGACUUUGAGUGUGCAGAGAGAUCAGCUACUCCAGGUGAUUCAAGACUUAGAAAACUUCAAGAUGCGGUACAUUCCUUUUGCCUCCUCGCUAGAAAGCACAACAACGGCCAUGCCGAUUCCUAAUGUAGAAAUCGGGAAUCUGGACGCAUUGUCAUCUCAAAUCAACGAAUGUUGUGAAGCCGUAUCAAAAGUCAUGGAGACCACAACUCUAGCAUCAGCAAUGAUUCAUGAAGUCGCGCAACUAAUGCACCAUCUCUGCGUCAACAUAAAGGAAGAAAUACAAGAAUUGGGAAUUUGUAAUUCUCUUAUUCUCGAAAUUUCUAAAGCAGAGACGUUGGAGAGAAGUAUGCGAAUUCAGAUGAUCGAGGCGGCUUCAAAUAGCAGGUUAUAA
Molecule: messenger RNA, 1152 nt
Organism: Ambispora gerdemannii
Lineage: Eukaryota; Fungi; Glomeromycota; Glomeromycetes; Archaeosporales; Ambisporaceae
Source: the annotation of a GenBank genome assembly